Molecule: messenger RNA, 384 nt
Organism: Sphenostylis stenocarpa
Lineage: Eukaryota; Viridiplantae; Streptophyta; Magnoliopsida; Fabales; Fabaceae
Source: the annotation of a GenBank genome assembly
AUGUCUCUCCUUCUUAAUUCUCUUAUGCUGUCGCAGCCAUCUACAUGGGGCUGGAAAUCGAUGCAAGAAUCUAGGUUAUUGUCACAUGGGCGAAGCACAAGAGGAAUUAGCAGAACCAUCUGUAGAACUGGGAAAAGGAAUGGAAAUGGGAUUAAAGCCUUUUUCUUUAAUCCUGAACAGGACCCCAUAGUCAAAGAAGCUCUCAAGGAACCAGUGGCAUUUUUGGGUGGAAUAUUUGCGGGUGUUUUAAGGCUUGAUUUGAAUGAGGAGCCUCUCAAGGAAUGGGUUACUAGGACUGUGGAAGCUGCAGGUAUUAGCGAAGAAGAAGUGAAUACAGAGGAGUCAACAACUGAGGCAGCUCCUCGAGAGAUUCAGAUUGAAUAA